GGCAGUCUGAGCAGAACACAUUCUAAUGUUGAAAUGAGCCCAAGUUGGUCCUAACAAGCCUCAGAUCUGGGGCAUCUGCCAGUGCUGAGGGCCUCUCUGGGCAUGAAGCAAGUUUACAUGUGCUCAGGCCAACUGGGUUCUGCUAAUGGCUCACUCUUUGGGAGGUCUCAACAGGGCUCAAGUCUCAAGUCUGAGAUCUGAGUACCCAUGAGCCCCAGAUGCAUGGGAGUGUCUACUGAAGUCUGAGCCUGGGGCAUCCCUGGCCCAAGCGCUUAGUCUUGAGGGGUCUCAAGCCAUAAAUAAGCCUGGCCACCUUCAUUACCCUACCCUACAGUAUGUUGCUCAGACAUAAGUGGCUGGGGCCCUCCCUAUCUCUAUGACCCCCGUGAGUAAGUGCAUUCUUCCUCCGCAAGAGGAAGAGGGAGAAAGGCAGCAGGACACUUCGUUGGGAGAGAAUCACAGGGUCACCAGGGCUUUACAGCAUACCCCUCCAUACUCCAGAGUUUUGGAGGCGACACUCUGGUCCCAGCUGAGCCCUGGUUCGCCUCACGGCCCUUCGGAGCCUCAAGGAUAUCAAUCAUAAGACCCAUAUGGGGACCCUAAGGACAAAAACCUAUUCCACACCUCCCCCAUGCUCCCGACCCCAGCAAGGCAGGAGGCCUGCGGAAAAGCCGGCUCAGGGGGCGCGGCAUAGGCGGGGCCUGGAGGACUCAAUGGGGAGGGAUCAGCCUAAAAUCUCCAGCCAACGCUAAAGGGGCGGAGUCAUCGGGGGCGGAGCUCGGCGGGCUGGAACACGAGGGAAGAGGCUCUGGCCUCAAAAAGGAGGCGUGGCCACUCCAGAUAGGCCGCUCAUUCCUGAGGGCGUGGCCGUCAGGGAGGUGGACAUGGCAUGGGGCUAGGAAGAUCCACGGCUUAGCGGGCGGCGUGGAAGCGGCUGCAGAGCGGCUCCUUUAAGCCCCCGGCACCGCCCCCACCGCCCCGCCCCCCGCGGCGGUCUGGGUCUGGUUGGCGACCCGGUCGGGUCCGCGCGGACCGUGAUGGAGCUGCACAUCCUAGAGCACCGGGUGCGGGUGCUGAGCCUCGCCCGCCCAGGUCUCUGGCUCUACACCCACCCGCUCAUCAAGCUACUCUUCCUAUCCCGCCGCAGCCGGCUGAAGAUGCCCCCCACCCCCAUCCAGGUGCAAGUUCUUCAGCCUGACGGAGACCCCCGAGGAUUACACGCUCAUGGUGGACGAGGAGGGCUUCAAAGAACUACCCCCAUCUGAGUUCCUUCAAGUGGCUGAGGCCAUAUGGCUGGUGCUGAACGUGUCAUCCCACAGUGGUGCAGCAGUGCAGGCUGCUGGGGUCACCAAAAUCGCACGCUCAGUCAUUGCACCACUGGCUGAGCACCAUGUGUCUGUGCUGAUGCUGUCUACUUACCAGACGGACUUCAUCCUGGUGCGGGAACAGGACCUGUCUGUGGUGAUCCACACGCUAUCCCAGGAGUUCAACAUUUACCGAGAAGUGGGCGGGGAGCCUGUGCCUGUUGCCAGGGAUGAUUCCAGCAAUGGCUUUCCCCGUUCUCAGCAUGCAGGACCCAGCCCCACUGUGCAUCCCAUCCAGAGCCCCCAGAACCGCUUCUGUGUCCUUACACUGGACCCUGAGACACUGCCAGCCAUUGCUACCACCCUCAUCGAUGUUCUCUUCUACUCAUACAGUGCCCCCAAGGAGGCAGCCUCUGGUGGUCCUGGACCCAGCUCUAUUACAUUCUUUGCCUUCUCCCUCAUCGAGGGCUACAUCUCCAUCGUCAUGGAUGCUGAGACGCAGAAAAAGUUCCCCAGUGACCUCCUGCUGACCAGCUCCUCGGGGGAGCUGUGGAGGAUGGUGCGCAUCGGUGGACAGCCCCUGGGCUUUGAUGAGUGUGGAAUCGUGGCUCAGAUCGCAGGCCCCCUGGCUGCGGCCGACAUCUCUGCCUACUACAUCAGCACCUUCAACUUUGACCAUGCCCUGGUGCCUGAGGAUGGCAUCGGCAGCGCCAUUGAGGUCCUCCAACGACGGCAGGACGGCCAGGGCUCCUGAGGCCUCCAUGCUGUCCCCUCACCCCAGGCUUCCAGAGACUUCUCUAAGCUAUUUCCUCAAGCUCUGGGAUGAGUCCUCCCCACCCCCAUUCCUGCUGGGGGACCCCUCCUUCUGCUCUCUGUAUGUAAGCUGCGUGCAGGCACCGGCUCUCACGUGGACACGCGUGUCUGCCCACGCAGGGGAACACGGUGCUCUGGGCUUCCUCCAGGAAGCCCUCACCCCUCACUCCCUGCUCGGCCUCAGUGUUUGCACAUUCCCUGCCUGAGGCCCAAGACAUCCCCCCUCUCAGUGCCCUGAGCCAGCUGCUCCCUUGGACAGGGCCCUGGUCUCCAUUCUGCUUCUGGCUGGGUCACCUUCCCUGGCCAGGUGAGUUCUGACAGUGCCUGCCCCUCCCGGGGCCUCCAAGAAAAGUAUUUUUACAUCUUUCUCCCUUUUUUAUUGACUUAUUAAUAAAGGCUUAUAGUUCUAAAGG
Molecule: messenger RNA, 2530 nt
Organism: Prionailurus viverrinus (fishing cat)
Lineage: Eukaryota; Metazoa; Chordata; Mammalia; Carnivora; Felidae
Gene: CASTOR1
Product: cytosolic arginine sensor for mTORC1 subunit 1
Exons: 9
Coding region: 1225-2058 (277 amino acids)
Biological process (GO): negative regulation of TORC1 signaling; cellular response to L-arginine
Cellular component (GO): cytosol
Molecular function (GO): arginine binding
Source: RefSeq, a predicted model, not a curated record